Messenger RNA from Fusarium subglutinans, 1515 nucleotides. Its product is annotated as bleomycin hydrolase. The transcript has 2 exons. The coding region runs from base 1 to 1515 and encodes 504 amino acids. The record is from RefSeq and is a predicted model, not a curated record. NCBI's taxonomy places the organism in Eukaryota, Fungi, Ascomycota, Sordariomycetes, Hypocreales, Nectriaceae. Gene Ontology annotation, molecular function: cysteine-type aminopeptidase activity. Gene Ontology annotation, biological process: L-homocysteine catabolic process; response to toxic substance; proteolysis. Gene Ontology annotation, cellular component: cytoplasm.
AUGGGUGCUCAGCCAUCAAAGCCAACACUUCAUGAGAAGGCUGUCAUGGAGCGCCUUCGUAGUCUCCAACUCCAGGAGGAUGAUGAAUACGUCGAAAUUAGCAGCGACGCUGAGAAGCGCUCGGUCGGACCCUUGACUCGCGAGGCUCAAUGUCUAUCUGUCCAUGUCCUCGAGUCCUGGCAGUCUGCCAUUCUCAAAGAUCCCAAGAACAAACUCGCACUCACGGCACUGAGCUCAGCAAACCCGAGACAGGUGCUCACUUCACUGCCGACCGAAAUCGCCGACCAGCAAAUCUAUAAUGUCAAGAUCCCACUCGAAGGAGAUCCGAUCACGAACCAGCGCUCAAGCGGCCGCUGCUGGUUGUUUGCCUCCACAAACGUGUUCCGAGUCGCCAUCAUGAAGCGAUAUAAUCUCGAGAGCUUUGAGCUCUCACAGCAGUAUCUCUUCUUCUGGGACAAGCUUGAAAAAGCGAACUGGUUCCUGGAACAGAUCAUCGAUACCGCGGGAGAGGAUAUCGAAGGACGUCUCGUUCAAACCUUACUGGGCGACAUUGUUUCUGAUGGUGGUCAGUGGGACAUGGUCUAUAACCUUGUCGAGAAGUAUGGUCUAGUGCCACAGACCCUCUACCCUGAUACAUGGAAUGCCCAGAGCUCCGGCAUUCUUAAUAGUGUUAUCAAGACCAAGCUUCGUGAAUUUGCACUCAAGCUACGGGGCCUGCUUAACUCUAAGAACGGCGUAUCAGCUACCACACUCUCGUCGGCGAAGGACAAAAUGCUUCGUGAGAUCUCUCUCAUCAUGACUCUUCUCCUUGGGCCACCACCAAGCUCCGGAGAAACCUUCACUUGGCAGUAUAACGACAAGAACGGCAAGUCACAUCAGCUCAAGGCUACACCUAAAGAAUUCGCCAAGAACAUAUAUAGUUCCGAUUUUCGCAUCACUUCUAGCACCAUCGAGAGUAUGAUCUCACUUGUGGACGACCCUCGGCACGAGCCGCUCUCUCUCCUCUCUGUUUCACGGCUUGGUAACAUCGUGGGUGGACGUGGCGUGAGUUACGUCAACGUUGAUAUUGAUACCCUCAAGGGAACAUGCAUAAAGAUGCUCAAGGCUGGUCUGCCUAUCUUCUUCGGUAGCGACGUGGGUAAGUUCUCUGACUCCAAGUCGGGCAUCAUGGACCUCGACCUCAUCGACUACGAACUUGGCUUCAACACUAGCUUGCUCGGCAUGAGCAAAGCACAGCGAUUGACGACACAGGAGAGUCAGAUGACCCACGCUAUGGUGUUGACUGCAGUUCAUCUGGACGAAGAGACGGGCAAGCCUGUCCGUUGGAGAGUGCAGAACAGUUGGGGCACUGCGGCUGGUGACAAAGGAUGGUUUGUUAUGAGUGAUGCUUGGCUCGAUGAGUUUGUUUAUCAGGCUGUUGUAGACCCUCGCUUCUGUAGUAAGGAGGUUCGCGAUGUGCUCAAGAAGGAAGCGAUUGUUCUCCCACCAUGGGAUCCUAUGGGCGCCCUGGCCUGA